Molecule: messenger RNA, 1787 nt
Organism: Spodoptera frugiperda (fall armyworm)
Lineage: Eukaryota; Metazoa; Arthropoda; Insecta; Lepidoptera; Noctuidae
Exons: 2
Coding region: 78-953 (291 amino acids)
Molecular function (GO): zinc ion binding; oxidoreductase activity, acting on single donors with incorporation of molecular oxygen; ferrous iron binding
Source: RefSeq, a predicted model, not a curated record
CAGUAUUUACUUACUCAUUUAAAGAUAACAUCGUGUAGUGUGUAUAAUAUAUAAUAUUACGUAGUUAAAUAAGAAUAAUGACGAUAAAUAAAAUAAUCUUAACAGUGAUUAUAUUCAAUUUUAUAACACAAAUCAAAAUGGAGGACGUAUAUUUCGCGCCAUCGCUGUUUUUAAAUCAUGGCGGCGGUCCGUACCCCGUUUUGGGUGAGAAGAACAAUUUGGAGAUCGCUGACGCGUUGAGAAAUGUCUCGAAUUAUGUGGAUUUGGGUCGUUUGGGGGCCAUAGUGGUGGUGACGGCGCAUAGGGAGGAGGAUGUGGUCACUAUAUCGUCUGCGGAACGACAUUCCUUGGUCUAUGAUUAUUAUAAUUUUCCACCGGAAAGUUAUGAACUAAAGUACAACGCUCCAGGCGAUCCAGUAUUAGCGACAAGAAUACACGAAGCGUUCAAAACCGCGGGCAUCGCGUCCCGAUUGGACGACCAAAGAGGCUGGGACCAUGGCGUCUUCAUACCGAUGAUGUUGAUUCACCCCAAGGCAGAUAUACCCAUCAUACAAGUCUCUAUAUUGAAGAACCAAAACGCGGCACAACAUUACGAAAUAGGACGAGUCUUGUAUCAAUUCAGGAAAGAAGGAGUCGCCAUAUUUGGAUCAGGACUAUCUUACCACAAUAUGAAAGAAUUUCGUAAAGCAAUACCUGAUGUUGAAAAAGACAUUGUUAAUAAAGAUUUUGAUAGUUUUUUGAAUGAAGUGUGUACUGGGGAUGAGGGGAAGAGAAAGAGAAUAGUGUUUUGGGAGCAGGAGAAGGGGGGGUAUGAGAGUCAUCCUUUGGGAGAGGCUGACCAUCUUAUGCCUCUGAUUGUCAACGCAGGAGCUGGUGGGCCAAAGUGCGGGAGAAACAUUUUUGAUUCUGUGUUUCUGGGUAAAUUCAAAAUUAGUGGGUUUAUUUGGGACUAGCUACUUCCGCGCGGUUUCACCCGCUCUGCUUGGCUCCUAUUUGUCAUAGCGUGAUGUUUUAUAGUCUAUAACCUUCCUCGAUAAAUGCACUACCCAACACAAAAAUAAUUAUUCAAAUCGGACCAAUAGUUCCGGAGAUUAGCGCGUUCAAACAAACAAACAAUCAAACAAACUCUUCAGCUUUAUAAUAUUAGUAUAGUAUAGAUAUAGAUUCUUAAUGUUCAUUUAGAAAUAUUUGUAGCGCGGCAGUUAGCCGCACUCAAAGACAUUAUUUUGAUGAUUACUUAAACUAUUCCUUAGUAACGAUUUUGUAUUGAAAACUAUUGCUAAGGACUGGGUUAAGUAACCAUUAAAUGACUCUGAGUACGGCGGUAAGGGUAUAAUUCCUGGAUUGUUUGCCACGCCAUAAUAGGAAUGAUGACGGGGUAUGAAAAUUAAAAAUCUAUUUAGUCCGUCAGUUAGGUAAUGGAAAAUAUUAGACACGUACUUUUUUUAUUUUGUCAUAUAAGAUAACAAUACUUAGAUAAAACGAAUCAAAGUUUAGGAUAGAAAGCAAAAUACAUCAUUUCUACGUAUAAAACGUACCUAGAAGUGACGUCACGCGAUAUUUCAAAUCGAUAUAUCUUCGAAAGUAUUUGUUUCCGUAAGAAAAUAAAAAAUACGUGUUUAAUGUUUUAAAAUAAUCUACAAGACGGACAUUGAAAUAAAAAUUAGUCAUCUACCCUACUUGUAGAAUGACUGCAGAACAAGGAAAUUGAUUUACCUUAUACCUACAUGUAAGUUUUAACUUUGUACACAUAAUACUCAAGUGAAAUAUAACAAUAUUCUAAGAAA